Microcebus murinus (gray mouse lemur) is the source of this 1629-nucleotide messenger RNA. The record is from RefSeq and is a predicted model, not a curated record. Lineage: Eukaryota; Metazoa; Chordata; Mammalia; Primates; Cheirogaleidae.
GUCCUGGCCGCGCGUGGCAGCGUAUGCGGUGGGGGCGGGCAGGCGCCUCUGACGCGGCCUGAGCGCGGCGCGGCACUGAGCGGGAGCGGGCGGAGCGGGUCGGCUGGGGCGGAGCGGAGCCGUCCGCAGAGCAGCCCCUCCCGGCCGCGGCCGCCGACCCCGGCCCCCGGCCUGGCCCUGGCUCUAUGGACAGGAGCUCCCUGCUGCAGCUCAUCCAGGAGCAGCAGCUGGACCCUGAGAACACAGGCUUCAUCGGCGCAGACACCUUCGCCGGUCUGGUGCACAGCCAUGAGCUGCCCCUGGACCCGGCCAAGCUGGACAUGCUGGUGGCCCUGGCCCAGAGCAACGAGCGGGGCCAGGUCUGCUACCAGGAGCUGGUGGACCUGAUCAGCAGCAAGCGCUCCAGCAGCUUCAAGCGGGCCAUUGCCAAUGGACAGCGGGCGCUGCCCCGGGACGGGCUGCUGGAUGAGCCGGGCCUGGGUGUCUACAAGCGGUUUGUGCGCUACGUAGCCUACGAGAUCCUGCCCUGUGAGGUGGACCGACGCUGGUACUUCUACCGGCACCGCAGCUGCCCGCCCCCCGUGUUCAUGGCCUCUGUCACCCUUGCCCAGAUCAUCGUGUUCCUGUGCUACGGGGCCCGCCUCAACAAGUGGGUGCUGCAGACCUACCACCCUGAGUACAUGAAGAGCCCCCUCGUGUACCACCCUGGGCACCGUGCCCGGGCCUGGCGCUUCCUCACCUACAUGUUCAUGCACGUCGGGCUGGAGCAGCUGGGGUUCAAUGCCCUCCUGCAGCUGAUGAUCGGGGUGCCCCUGGAGAUGGUGCACGGCCUGCUCCGCAUCAGCCUGCUCUACCUGGCGGGCGUGCUGGCAGGCUCCCUGACGGUCUCCAUCACUGAUAUGCGGGCCCCUGUGGUGGGAGGCUCCGGAGGGGUCUACGCCCUGUGUUCUGCACACCUGGCCAACGUCGUCAUGGUAACGGAGCUGCCCAGCAGUGGGGUGUGGGGAGGGGCCCACCUGGCGUGCCUCAUGGCCUUGUCUGUCUGCACGCCCCAUCAGAACUGGGCUGGCAUGAGGUGUCCCUACAAGCUGCUGAGGAUGGUGCUGGCCUUGGUGUGCACCCAGCUUCAUGGCACACCUGGCGGGCGCAGUGGUGGGCGUCAGCAUGGGCCUGACCAUCCUGCGCAGCUACGAGGAGCGCCUGCAGGACCAGUGCGGCUGGUGGGUGGUGCUGCUGGCCUACGGCACCUUCCUGCUCUUCGCCGUCUUCUGGAACAUCUUCGCCUACGACCUGCUGGGCACUCACGUCCCCCCGCCGCCCUGACCCGCUCUCCUGGGCCGGGCUUGGGCACGUGGGGGGCCGGCCACCAGGCGGGCGUUUGUGUCUGCCUCCGUGGAUGGGUGUCUCAGGGCUGCUGCUCCCCAGGGGCAGGUGGCCCCUGUGGCCCGCCGAGUUGAGGCCAAGGCUCACUCCAGCCCCGGCUGCCCCUCCCAGGCCUGGUGGGAGGGCGGCUGGGCCAGGGCUGGGUGGGUGGCCGCAGAGGAGUCCAUGUGACACCCCCCCUCAGCCCCACCCCCAGGACUUGCAGUCUGAGCCUUUUUCGAAAAUGAAUAAAUAUUUUACACAGCA